Rotaria sp. Silwood1 is the source of this 642-nucleotide messenger RNA. The record is from the annotation of a GenBank genome assembly. Lineage: Eukaryota; Metazoa; Rotifera; Eurotatoria; Philodinida; Philodinidae.
AUGACACAAAUUCAAUCUGAAAUUAUUCCCAAUCUGACUUAUCUAUCAUUUUUGUUAGGAUCUGAAUUCAAUGUGCCACAUCAAUUAGUUUGUGAUGUGUUCUCCAAUAAAUUUUCAUCUCUUCGUUAUGUUAAUUUGUGUCGUAUUGAUGAGUCCACUCGUCAUUCAUGGAGUACAUCAUCUUCUCUUCAAUUUGUAUCAAUUCUUUCUUGUCAACCAAUUUCUAUUCCAGCCAUUCUUGCUUCCUGUCCCAAUCUUCAUCAUCUUCAAGUUCAUGUCUUGCAUAAUAAUGAUGAUCUUGUUACUUCAUUUUCACCAUCAAAUCAUUCACUUCGACGACUGACUCUUUGGAGUGAUUCUACCGAACUCACUUUUAAUGAUAUUGAUAAUAUUCUUACUUAUACACCUAACAUUGAAUAUUUGUAUUUACAAACAAUUUAUUCUAUGUCUUUUAUUGAUUUGGCUCAUAGUUUGAUCAAUCAACUGCAUUAUUUAUCUCAAUUCGACUGUUAUAUUAAAGAAAUGUUGCCUAAAGAUGAUAGAAUUGAGACUUUAACUACUGUACGUCAAAUUCAUUCUUGUUUUAAUCGAAUUCAAUUUAUUGAAGAAAAUGAUGAGUUUCGAACUAUUACUACUAAAUAA